AUGCCAGAGUUGCUGUCGAACAAACGCAAGCGGCCCAGCGACGAGGUCGACGAGCUCAUCACAGCCCGCAACAGCCACUCCUUUGGCGAUCAGACGGAGGACAAGUCCUUGGAGCGUCCCCUUGCGAAGCGCCGACUCAGGAUUGUGACCGACGUGGCAAGCCUGACGCACCUCACUGCAUCUCCUUCGUCCGCGGAUCUCUCACUGGACUCGGAGACAGACUCUCUCUUCGACGCGGACUCCCUUUUCGACGAUACCUCCUCUCCCCGCUCGGCUUGUCUAGACCAGACUACCGCUACCUCUGAGCUGACCUCCCAGAGCGCGACUCCCGCCGAAAACCUUGUUCCAGCACGUCGUACCGCACCGCUGAUUCCUGGACUGUUCUUCGAUGAAGCUCUGUUGCUCCCAGAGGACCUAGCAGAAGACGUGAUGUGGACCUGUAUCCGGACGUACUUCCAGAGCAGCAGCGCGGACCAGGUCAUGCUCUUCGAACGCGCGCCCUCCCCGUCUCCCGAGCACGACUCGCCUCCGCGCCCAGGUAGCAGCGGGCUCCCGCCCGUGCUCACCGACCUCCUCGUCACGCUAUCCGCGCUGCUCCGGCCUCUCCUGCCUCCGACGACGCAUGCCCUCCUCUUCCCGCCUCCCUCUGCAGCCGCACCCCGCCUCGCGCGUCAGGCCAUCCUCAACUUGUAUUGGCCGGGCGAGGGCAUCACGCCGCACGUCGACCUGCUCGAUCGCUACGGCGACGGGGUCAUCGGCGUCAGCCUGGGCUCAGGAUGCGUGAUGCAGUUUGAGAGGGUGCGCAACGGGGAGGAGGACGGCGGAGAGGGGCGAGAACGGUGGGGCGUGUAUCUUCCCCCGAGGAGCGUGUUCGUGUUAUCGGAGGAGGCCCGGUACGCGUGGACGCAUGGAAUAGAGAAGCGGAUGGACGACCUCGUCGAGCAUACGCCGGGCGGCGCGGGGGCGGGGAGCAGCUGGAUCGAGCGGGAUGUUCGGCUGAGCAUCACGUUCCGGUGGUUGCUACCUGGCGCGGACGUAGUCGGCGGGCCUGACGCUUCCGAGGACGUAUGA
Sparassis crispa is the source of this 1071-nucleotide messenger RNA. RefSeq lists its product as hypothetical. The coding region runs from base 1 to 1071 and encodes 356 amino acids. Gene Ontology annotation, cellular component: mitochondrial matrix. The transcript has a single exon. Lineage: Eukaryota; Fungi; Basidiomycota; Agaricomycetes; Polyporales; Sparassidaceae. The record is from RefSeq and is a predicted model, not a curated record. Gene Ontology annotation, biological process: fatty acid metabolic process; DNA damage response.